Molecule: messenger RNA, 2354 nt
Organism: Herpailurus yagouaroundi (jaguarundi)
Lineage: Eukaryota; Metazoa; Chordata; Mammalia; Carnivora; Felidae
Gene: GMPPA
Product: GDP-mannose pyrophosphorylase A
Exons: 12
Coding region: 888-2150 (420 amino acids)
Biological process (GO): biosynthetic process
Molecular function (GO): transferase activity
Source: RefSeq, a predicted model, not a curated record
GUGGCGAAAGGGGUAGGAGGGAGGGGACCGCCCCUAGACCGGUGGCUGCUCGGAGGUCCCGGCUGGCCCUUCGGAGGUCUGCUCUUGUGUUAGCCCCGCAACCGCUGUCUAAGCAAGGCUAGGGUUUGUUAGACGGAGUCAGUUGUAGGGUUCAGAGGGUCAGCAAUCAAUCCUACGAAUGCAGAGUUUUAGCACUCGUCGCCAGUAUUGGGACUCAGGGGCUAGUAGAUUCCGUGUUUAAGAUGCCAAGGGAAUCUGUCUUUUGAUUCAGGGUUCAUCACUUAGAGGUUAGUUUUAGAAUUCAAGUUCGGCAUAUAAAGGGUUUUUGCUCGGACUUGGGAUUCAUGAGAUGCGGAUCAGUGUUACCUUAUUUCUAGGGAUUCACUCUUAGGAUUGUGGUUAAAUAUCUAGGGCAUACUCAGGAUUUGAGAUUCAGUAUUCAGGGUUCACUCAUGGGAUUCAGGGCUUAACAUCUACAGCAUAAGAAUGUAACAAUUGGAAAUCAUUGGGUUUGGGGUUUUGGUUUUGAGGUUUGGGGUCUAAGAGGUCUAUUACUGAGUUUCUGAGUUAGCUAGAUUUGCUUAUGGCCACAGGGAAGUCUGUUGGAUCAAAUUGCAAGGUGUGAAUUUCAGGAAUUAGGAGAAACCACUGUGGGGUUUAAGGUCAGUUGGAAUCUGGGAUGGGAUUUCAGAUGUGUGGGAUUUGUGAGGUGUUGUGUCCAGGGAGGGACUACAUUGAAUUUUGGAUUUACAUCCUGUGAGAGGGCUAAGUGUUUCUAUUUGGGGUUUGGGGUUUGCUUGGGAUGUGAGUGGGGUUCUUGGAUUGGGGUGUGAGAUCUGAGCCUGAUUUCUCUGUUGGGAUUUGAGGUUUAGGUAGCGAUUGCCAUCAUGCUGAAAGCUGUGAUCCUGAUUGGAGGCCCUCAAAAGGGGACUCGCUUCAGGCCUUUGUCUUUUGAAGUGCCCAAACCCCUGUUUCCAGUGGCAGGGGUCCCUAUGAUCCAGCACCACAUUGAGGCUUGUGCCCAGGUCCCUGGCAUGCAGGAGAUUCUGCUCAUUGGCUUCUACCAACCUGACGAGCCCCUUACCCGGUUUCUAGAGGCUGCCCAGCAGGAGUUUAACCUUCCAGUCAGGUACCUGCAGGAAUUUGCGCCCCUGGGCACAGGGGGUGGUCUCUACCAUUUCCGGGACCAGAUCCUGGCUGGGGGCCCUGAGGCCUUCUUCGUGCUCAACGCUGACGUCUGUUCCGACUUCCCCUUGAGUGCUAUGUUGGAUGCCUACAGACACCAGCCUCACCCUUUCUUGCUCCUUGGCACCACGGCUAACAGGACACAAUCCCUCAACUACGGCUGCAUUGUAGAGAAUCCACAGACACACGAGGUCCUGCACUACGUGGAGAAACCCAGCACUUUUGUUAGUGACAUCAUCAACUGCGGCAUCUACCUCUUUUCCCCCGAAGCCCUGAAGCCCCUUCGGGACGUCUUCCAGCGUAACCAGCAGGAUGGGCAACUGGAGGACUCUUCAGGCCUAUGGCCAGGGGCAGGCACCAUCCGCUUGGAACAGGAUGUGUUCUCAGCCCUGGCUGGACAGGGCCAGAUCUAUGUACACCUCACUGAUGGUAUCUGGAGCCAGAUCAAGUCUGCAGGCUCAGCCCUCUAUGCCUCCCGCCUCUACCUGGGCCAGUACCAGCUCACUCACCCAGAACGCCUGGCCAAGCACACCCCAGGGGGUCCACGAAUCCGAGGAAACGUUUACAUCCACCCAACGGCCAAGGUGGCCCCGUCGGCUGUGCUGGGCCCCAAUGUCUCCAUUGGGGAGGGGGUGACCGUGGGCGAGGGUGUGCGGCUCCGAGAGAGCAUUGUCCUCCAUGGAGCCACGCUGCAGGAGCACACGUGUGUUCUGCACACCAUUGUGGGCUGGGGGAGCACUGUGGGGCGCUGGGCCCGUGUGGAGGGUACCCCCAAUGACCCCAAUCCCAACGACCCGCGAGCACACAUGGACAGUGAGAGCCUCUUCAAGGAUGGGAAGCUGCUGCCUGCCAUCACCAUCCUAGGCUGCCGUGUCCGGAUCCCUGCUGAGGUGCUCAUCCUGAACUCGAUUGUUCUGCCACACAAGGAGCUGAGCCGCAGCUUUACCAACCAGAUCAUCCUCUGAGGGGGACUGCCAGAAGGCACCCCUCCAACUCCUGCCCACCCCCCUCAAGGCUGCUGCCUGCAUGGCCAGCCUCUGUCCAAAAAGACCGGAGGAAGCCAGGCAGGAUCUUCACAUGUCGGGGAGCAACGUGGGUGGCCGGGUGGCUGGGGAGACUCCAGGCCUCCCUCUCCGCUCCCUAAUAAACCCCCGUGAACCUUGGAGCCA